Molecule: messenger RNA, 1638 nt
Organism: Schistocerca cancellata (South American locust)
Lineage: Eukaryota; Metazoa; Arthropoda; Insecta; Orthoptera; Acrididae
Product: putative mediator of RNA polymerase II transcription subunit 26
Exons: 1
Coding region: 1-1638 (545 amino acids)
Source: RefSeq, a predicted model, not a curated record
AUGGUAGAGAGGCACCUCAGUGUUAAAAAUGCGUCACAAACUCAAGGCAAUAUACAACCUGUACAACAACCUGUACAACAACAACAACCUGUACAACAACAACAACCUGUACAACAACAACAACCUGUACAACAACAACAACCUGUACAACAACAACAACCUGUACAACAACAACAACCUGUACAACAACAACAACCUGUACAACAACAACAACCUGUACAACAACAACAACCUGUACAACAACAACAACCUGUACAACAACAACAACCUGUACAACAACAACAACCUGUACAACAACAACAACCUGUACAACAACAACAACCUGUACAACAACAACAACCUGUACAACAACAACAACCUGUACAACAACAACAACCUGUACAACAACAACAACCUGUACAACAACAACAACCUGUACAACAACAACAACCUGUACAACAACAACAACCUGUACAACAACAACAACCUGUACAACAACAACAACCUGUACAACAACAACAACCUGUACAACAACAACAACCUGUACAACAACAACAACCUGUACAACAACAACAACCUGUACAACAACAACAACCUGUACAACAACAACAACCUGUACAACAACAACAACCUGUACAACAACAACAACCUGUACAACAACAACAACCUGUACAACAACAACAACCUGUACAACAACAACAACCUGUACAACAACAACAACCUGUACAACAACAACAACCUGUACAACAACAACAACCUGUACAACAACAACAACCUGUACAACAACAACAACCUGUACAACAACAACAACCUGUACAACAACAACAACCUGUACAACAACAACAACCUGUACAACAACAACAACCUGUACAACAACAACAACCUGUACAACAACAACAACCUGUACAACAACAACAACCUGUACAACAACAACAACCUGUACAACAACAACAACCUGUACAACAACAACAACCUGUACAACAACAACAACCUGUACAACAACAACAACCUGUACAACAACAACAACCUGUACAACAACAACAACCUGUACAACAACAACAACCUGUACAACAACAACAACCUGUACAACAACAACAACCUGUACAACAACAACAACCUGUACAACAACAACAACCUGUACAACAACAACCUGUACAACAACAACCUGUACAACAACAACCUGUACAACAACAACCUGUACAACAACAACCUGUACAACAACAACCUGUACAACAACAACCUGUACAACAACAACCUGUACAACAACAACCUGUACAACAACAACCUGUACAACAACAACCUGUACAACAACAACCUGUACAACAACAACCUGUACAACAACAACCUGUACAACAACAACCUGUACAACAACAACCUGUACAACAACAACCUGUACAACAACAACCUGUACAACAACAACCUGUACAACAACAACCUGUACAACAACAACCUGUACAACAACAACCUGUACAACAACAACCUGUACAACAACCUGUACAACAACCUGUACAACAACCUGUACAACAACCUGUACAACAACCUGUACAACAACCUGUACAACAACCUGUACAACAACCUGUACAACAACCUGUACAACAACCUGUACAACAACCUGUACAACAACCUGUACAACAAGAAGUGCAUUUCCAAGAAUGCUGA